CGAAAGCGUUGGGCGGUGCAAGUGCGUUCGCGAAAUCACUGAUCGGUGUGCUCGGGGCGGCAUAUUUGAGGUUGGCCAGUGUUACGGCAGUAGACAGCAAUCGUGUGUGGAAAAGUGAAUGUGAAGUUAUUGUAGAGGUCCUUUAGUGAACCAUGACAGCAUACUCCAUGAUGAGUGUCGUGUUCUUCCUCAUCUUGCUGCUGGUUACAACACCAGCACACUCCUUCGCUCACACCAAACACUCCCAGCCCGAAGCAAGUAAUCUUACCGUCGGGAACUUCAUCGACUUCUCCCAAUGGUUGGGUAUCGACUAUGGUCAACCGACUCUUCGCAAACGUUACGAUUACGUUAUAGUCGGUGCAGGUCCCGCCGGAAGUGUCCUGGCGACGAGACUCACCGAAGAUCCAGCCGUGACGGUGCUGUUGCUUGAAGCUGGCCGUGCGGAGAUACCUCUCGUGACCACCGUCCCACUUGGGGCUCCGAAUCUUCAAUCCACCGACUACAACUUCGCCUAUGAAUCUGAGGUUCAAACGCGCGGCUGCCUUGGUCUGUGGGAUCGCAAGUGUAGUUGGCCGCAUGGUCGCGGUGUCGGUGGGUCCUCUAUCAUCAACUACAUGAUCUACACGCGCGGGAACCGACGGGACUACGAUGCUUGGGCCGCGGCCGGCAAUCCGGGCUGGAGCUGGGACGAGAUGCUGCCGUACCACAUCCGCUCGGAACGUGCGAACAUUCGAGACUUCGAUCGGAAUGGGUUCCACGGUCGGGACGGUCCACUCUCCGUCGAGGACUGUCCGUACAGAUCAACAAUUGCAACCACCUUCGUCGAAAGUGCACAGCAAGCGGGCUAUCCUUACCGCGACUACAAUGCCGGUGACCAAAUCGGAGUGUCUUUCCUUCAAGCCAACACGCUACAGGGUCGUCGUGUUACCAGUGGCAAUGCUUACCUCUACCCUGCCCGGAAGCGUCCCAAUCUGCACAUCCUUACCCGCGCCUGGGUGACAAAGGUGCUCAUCAAUAAGGCUACCAAAGAAGCUACGGGUGUGGUAUUUGUUCGAGACGGCAAAACAAAGUCGGUAAAAGCUCAAAACGAAGUUAUUCUGUCGGCGGGAGCGUUUGAAAGCUCCAAGCUGCUGAUGCUGUCCGGAAUUGGUCCGGCGGACCAUUUACAAUCGUUGGGCGUUCCCGUGCUGCAGGAUUUACCGGUGGGAGAACUGCUCUACGAACACCCGGGCGUGUUUGGGCCGGUAUUUAUCGUCCGCAAGCCGAUCGAUAAUUCGAUCACCCUGGAUGGAGACAUCAACUUUAGCAACUUCAUCCAGUACCUGAAAGGGCGAGGCGUGUUCACAACCAACUCGGUGGAGAGUUUGAUGUACGUGAAGUCUCCGGUGGCCGCGAGUCCCGAUCCAGGCUUGCCGGAUGUGGAGGUGAUGCAAGCGUUCUCCUCGAUUGACUAUGACACGGGUACUGGAACACCAAGGGCUUUCCGGUUAACCAACACCACGUUUGAGGGUUACUUCCGUCCGAUCAUGAAUGUGCGAUCGUUCCAGUAUCUACCGAUGCUGCUGAAACCGUACACACGUGGCAAACUUCGGCUCAAGUCCACCAAUCCUUUCCAUCAUCCCGUAUUCCAAUAUCGCUACUUCGAAGACGAUCGAGACAUUGAAGCCCUCGUGUACGGUAUGCAGGAGGCGAUCCGUGUUACCUCCCAGGAACCCUUCCGUCGCAUCGGUGUCGAGCUGUACCGCAAGCAAGUCCCUGGCUGUGAGCAGUAUCCGUUCGGAACUCAUGAGUAUUGGCGAUGUCACGUCAUGACCUUGACGGCUACCUUCCACCAUCAAGUUGCAACCUGCAAGAUGGGUCCACCGAGCGAUCCGGAAGCGGUCGUAGAUCAUGAGCUACGGGUGUACGGCAUGCGAAGGCUACGGGUCGUCGACAUCGGCGUAGUCCCAUUCCCGUUCACAGCACACACGUCCGCUAUUGCGUUUGUGAUCGGUGAAAAGGCAGCUGACCUGGUACGGGAUGCGGCCAGAAAGGAGGACUACAGAAGCAGGGAAAAGCAUUCCUCCCGACCUCCUGCCCAUUCCUUCCUCUGGUCACCAUUCGAAUGGUCAUUCAAAUAAACAAAUGGGCGUUGUCAGGCGGACAGCUGCGUGACCUUUCACCUACACGCAUUUUACCUCUUAAGGAAUAGUAACAAUAAUCUCAUCACCCAAGGAAAAAGGUCAUCUCGCGAGGAGCGCACUAUGUACAAAACAGCUUCAUCCCGAUUAAGAUUGACCCCGUGCUGGAUUCCUUCGAGUGGCUUCCAUAAAUCCUCCGAAUCGGUGUUAAAUAAUUCGGUACGGCGCGAUUUAACGCAAAACCGAAAAACCUUGGCUCCCGUAGUGCUUUGCUCCCGUUGAUUCGGUUGCGGUGCGGUUGGUGUUUCGUAAUGCCAAAAAUUAUGUUACAAUCUUGGUGUACCGUACGCAGAGGCGCCAGGUGCGAGCUGGUAAUGUAAAAAAUCCACUGCCACACAACGGCAAACGGCGUGGAUAAAUGAACCGAAGCAUUAACAUUGGUGGGAGCGGGCAGUUCGCAUUAUGCUCGGCCACAGCUAUGCCCUGCAGCGGCCACUUGACGACAUUCUUUGCGUACACCGGUGCAAGCUACGCUCUGGCUGUGGCAACAGGCGUCAACACCAUUUGACUAAUCUACUACACGUUUGCCCGAUCCACCUAUGAGCCGUUGUGGGUGGGUUGGAUACCUUACUCUCAAGCCGUUACAAUAUUUUUUUCUCGUUUACUAACUCUUUUUCAGGAAUUAUAUUGUCUAUUCUAUUGCUAUUGAAUAUUGUAUAAAACAACGUGCAUAAGCAACCAUUAUGGAAAUGUAAUCUACCCUCGAAAUUGAAUUACAAUUGUAGCCACUAAAUAAAGUAAGACUAGGUUAUUGAUAGCACGCGAUCGCAAAUGAUCGAGUCUAUCUCUUUAGCAUAGUGUGAAGGGUAUAUACAGGAGUCUACUGGUAAGGACACACGCAUAACAGAGUAGUGUAAAUAAAGCGUCUAACCUAUCGAU
Molecule: messenger RNA, 3059 nt
Organism: Anopheles stephensi (Asian malaria mosquito)
Lineage: Eukaryota; Metazoa; Arthropoda; Insecta; Diptera; Culicidae
Product: glucose dehydrogenase [FAD, quinone]-like
Exons: 4
Coding region: 153-2120 (655 amino acids)
Molecular function (GO): oxidoreductase activity, acting on CH-OH group of donors; flavin adenine dinucleotide binding
Source: RefSeq, a predicted model, not a curated record